This is a messenger RNA of Rubroshorea leprosula, 2160 nucleotides long. The record is from the annotation of a GenBank genome assembly. NCBI's taxonomy places the organism in Eukaryota, Viridiplantae, Streptophyta, Magnoliopsida, Malvales, Dipterocarpaceae.
UUUUCCUUGAUCUAAACAAACAUAACCUUAUUUUCCGCUACCUCUGAAUCUGAAUCCUUCCAUUAAUGGAGUCUUUCUUCUCUUUCAAACCUUUCUUCAUUAUACUCUUUCCUUUCUUCCUUGCUUUCCUUUCUUCUUCUUCUUCUUCUUCUUCUUCCUCUCUUCAUCCUCUGGUUUUGCAUUCGACCUUUAUGCAUCAGAAUUACACAGCAAUAUCUGAUUUUCGCGUUCUCAACAGAAGAGCUCUGUUUGAUUGUAUUGAUGCCAACCCUUUUCUCCAAAUCAACGUUAAUUCGGGUUCUAAACUCUCAGACAAUCAGUUUGUUGAAGUGACCGUUAGUGGAGUCUUGGUUCCGUCCAAGGAUGAUUGGAUCGCCAUGAUCUCACCUUCUUCUUCCGAUAUAUCAGGCGGCUGUCCUCAGAGUUUAGCAUUUUAUAUACAAACGGGUGAUGUUAGCAACCUUCCUCUCCUCUGCCAUUAUCCGGUUAAGGCACAGUUCGUGAGAAAUGAUCCAGGCUACCUAAGUUGCAAGAAGAUGGAAUGCAAGCAAAAAAACAUAUUAGACGGCACAUGUGGGGUGAAAACUUGCAAUGGCACAGUACGGUUCCAUGUUAUCAACAUCAGAACCGACAUCCAGUUCGUGUUCUUUACUGGAGGAUUCGAUGCUCCUUGCAUUCUCAGUAGGACAGGCAACCUGAAUUUUGCCAAUCCAAAAAUGCCAUUGUAUGGACACCUCUCCAGCAUAGACUCAACCGGAACAUCAAUGAGAUUAACAUGGGUUAGCGGGGAUAAACAACCUCAACAAGUGCAAUACGGAGGUGGGAAAUCAGAAGCGUCUCAAGUUACUACAUUUUCACAGGAUGAUAUGUGCAGUGUUCUUGCUCCACCAAGUCCAGCAAAGGAUUUUGGGUGGCAUGACCCUGGCUACAUUCAUACUGCAGUCAUGACAGGACUUCAGCCUUCAAGGAACUUCUCCUACAGAUAUGGAAGUGAUUCAGUGGGUUGGAGUGACCAAAUUCAAUUCAAGACUCCGCCAGCAGCAGGAGCAGAUGAAGUCAGAUUUCUUGUAUUUGGUGACAUGGGAAAGGCCCCUCUUGAUGCUUCAACUGAGCACUAUAUUCAGCCAGGAUCACUAUCAGUGAUAAAAGGCAUGAUUGGCGAGGUGGAAAAUGGCAAUGUAGACUCAAUUUUCCACAUUGGAGACAUAAGUUAUGCAACAGGGUUCUUAGUUGAAUGGGAUUAUUUUCUUCAACUUAUAAGUCCUCUGGCUUCCAAGGUUUCUUACAUGACAGCAAUUGGAAACCAUGAGAGGGAUUAUAAAGACUCAGGCUCAAUAUACCUUACUCCUGACUCUGGUGGUGAGUGUGGGGUUCCUUAUGAGAUAUAUUUCCCAAUGCCAACCCCAGCGAAGGAUAAACCAUGGUACUCCAUUGAACAAGGAAGCAUUCACUUCACUGUCAUAUCCACAGAACAUCCCUGGUCAGAAAAUUCUGAGCAGUAUAAUUGGAUGAAAAAUGAUAUGGCCUCAGUUAAUCGAUCAAGAACACCAUGGUUGAUUUUCACUGGGCACAGACCCAUGUACAGUUCAUCAACUGGACUCUUGAGUGCCUUGAGUGUCGACGAUAAUUUUGUUAAGGACGUAGAACCUUUGCUGCUGCAAACCAAGGUGGAUCUGGUUCUUUUUGGACAUGUUCAUAACUACGAGAGGACAUGUUCCAUUUAUAAAUCACAAUGCCUUACAAUGCCAAGAAAAGAUGCAAGUGGGGUGGACACAUAUGAUCACACCAACUACUCUGCUCCUGUGCAAGUAAUAGUCGGAAUGGCUGGCUUCACUCUGGACAAGUUUUCAGAUGAUGCUGCAAGAUGGAGUCUGUCAAGGAUUUCCAAGUUUGGCUACGUUAGAGCACACGCAACCAAGGCUGAGAUGAAAUUAGAGUUUGUGGUAGCAGAGACAGGCAGAGUUGAGGACGCGUUCCGGAUAACCAAAAUGCAGAAUAGAUAGAAAGCUAGAUUCAUGAAUUCUAGAUGGAAUCCCUGUAUUUUCCCAAAAAUAAAUAAGAUGGAAUCUGUGUAGUACAUAUACCAUCGGGAUAUUUGAUUGUUGUACAAUUGAAUUGUCAUAAAAUGAGAGGAAGAAGACCGAUUACGCGUUAUCUUUC